Molecule: messenger RNA, 2250 nt
Organism: Biomphalaria glabrata
Lineage: Eukaryota; Metazoa; Mollusca; Gastropoda; Planorbidae
Exons: 5
Coding region: 197-1489 (430 amino acids)
Source: RefSeq, a predicted model, not a curated record
AACGCGUAUUCAUUCUCUGGCACUGACAACUUGACAAGGUCGAGUUUUGCUAAAAAGAAACACAAUUCAUUGUAGCCCCUUCAUCAGUGUCCACUGAGGAAUUUUCUGGUGAUGUGGCAGGUCUGUAGCAGUAACCAGUCUAUGACAGCCCUCUCUAUAGAUACGAGCAGAACCGUAUAUCUACAACAAGAUCACAAUGUCCUCAUACAAAAGAAAAACUGAAACCAAAGAGAAAGAAUUUGAAGAAAUCAAGACAGAAAAUGACAAAACAUACUUUUUACUAAAUAAUGGAAACAUAACCAAAGAAAGUUUGAAUGUAACCAGUGCCCAGCGGAGUGAUGAUUCUAAUGAUAGUGAAGAAAUUGCUCAGUGGAACUAUGAUUCUGAUGACAAUGAAUCCGUUGCGCAGUGGAAUGACGAUUCUGAUGAUACUGAAUCCCUUGCCCAGUGGAAUGAUUCAGAUGAUAGUGAAGCCAACGAAGAACGUGGUGUCAAGUCAGAUGCUACUAAACGUCCAUUAAUUGGUGAUCAUGAAACUCAAGAGUCAGAAGGUGGAGAAGUUAAUCUACACAAACAUCGCGAUGAUUGUAAGAAGAAUCCAGGUCAUAUGCAGUUUAUACCUGUUGAUACAUUCACUUUGAAUGAUUUACCCAAAGAAUAUCAAGACAAUGAUUUGUAUGAAUUCCUCAAAGUUAUAGCUGAUCUGACAGUUAGAAUAAAUGUUGAAAUAACAAGCCCAGAUAGACCAGAGUUUUGGCCAGAGACAACCCAACCAUAUCCAUUUUAUAAAACAAGUAAGCCAGAAAACUUGAGGACAGGAAGUGGAAUUGUAAGGCAUGUAACCAAGUUUCAAGAUGGAGUGAGGCAAGAUGGAUAUAUCGGACCUACUGUCUACAAAAAGUGUUGGUGUAAAAAAUGUGAAGGUUCAGACUCAGCCAGCAGCGUGUGGUGGGAAAUUGAUGUGAACACAGCCACACAUGUGGUUUUUGAUGACAUAGAGGCCAGCCACACGAUCUUGAGAUUGUUUUUUGAUAGAGAAAACUGUGACAAGGUCGUUGUGGAUACUGUCAGUGUUCAAUAUUUUAACAUUGAGUAUGACAUGUGUGGGUUGAAAUGUGUGACAUGCGACGAGAAUUUAGGAAAGAAACUGAUAGAAAUGUGGAAAGAUUAUGAAAUUAUUCAUGGGAAAGUCUUUAACAAAUACAAAAGCGCUAGCGUAGAGAAUACAAGCCAGGGUGUGGAGUUUAAGUUAAACUUUAUAGUGUCCCAUCCUCAUGGAUGUUCUAAACAGGUCAGUGUUGGUGAAUGGAAGGACAGACUAGAGGUGGGUGAAGAUAGGGCGAAGUUUACUUAUACAACUUGUACAUGUCCAGGAAGUAGUGGAGCACAUGUCAUCUGUCUGGGGUAUAAUGAUGACUGGUUGUCCGAUCUUGUCCACAGUGGGACUUUAGAUUCUAAAAUAAAUUACAGUGGAGUUGGUUUGUUCUGAAAGUCAUGAAACAAUACAAUAUUUAAUUUCCACUGGAUUCGAUUUUUGUAUAUUAUUUUGUAUAUUAUUAUUUAUUCUUUGUACCCAGAAACAGUGUCAAAAAGGAAAAAAAAUCUUGCCUUUAAACAAUUGGUGAAAGUUCUCUGCAUUUCCUUGUCAAAGUUUUGCAAAUUUUCCCGCUUUUAACGUGUUGCUUUGGAUUCGGUUAACUGCGUUUAUAACGUAUUGAUGUUAAUCAGGGGCGGACUGGCUACAUGGGCAUUCGGGCAAAUGUCCGGUGGGCUGGUACCCAAUUGGCCGGUUGGUCCACCGAAAGAGCCGCAUUAAUGCCAGUAAAAUGUUUUAAGAUUUUAUUAUACUCUCUAUCAAAGCGACACUUAGAGCGUCGUGAUUUAAAAAAAAAACUUUUACUCUUUAAAGUCUAGUACUAAUCUAAAGCAUUGUCGUAAAUCCCCUAUAUCCGUAUAUAGUGCUUCUUUAUACACACUAAACGAUAAACAAGAAACUUAGGGCUCAUAUUUCUCAUAAAGAUCGACGUUAGUGUGAAUAUAUUCGGAUGAGUCUAAAAAGAGACCAACAACAACGUUCCCAUUCCUAUAGAUGACAUGACCAGUCGCAUACGAAUUUUUAUUGGCUUGAUGGAGUUGUCACAUGAUCUAGAAUUGUCUACGAAGUCCUUCAUAAAUUACAAUUAUUAUCUUGAACAAUUUAGCAAUGCGUGAAUUGGAAUAAAAAUGCAGAAGAAUAGAAAAAAAAAAGAA